Messenger RNA from Odontomachus brunneus, 2223 nucleotides. It is a transcript of the gene shf, whose product is annotated as protein shifted-like. Gene Ontology annotation, biological process: anatomical structure development. Lineage: Eukaryota; Metazoa; Arthropoda; Insecta; Hymenoptera; Formicidae. The transcript is spliced from 6 exons. The coding region runs from base 39 to 1091 and encodes 350 amino acids. Gene Ontology annotation, cellular component: cell surface; extracellular region. The record is from RefSeq and is a predicted model, not a curated record. Gene Ontology annotation, molecular function: signaling receptor binding.
UGCAACACCUGGCGGUAGCGGCCUCGGCGGGGACGGCGAUGGCACUGAGCGGCGACACGUCGCGGCCAAUUACGCUCUCGGUCGCGGUCGCCCUGAUCGCGGCGGCGUUGGUCCUGCUCGCGGAUCGUCCGGUGAUCGCCCGGCACCAACAUCGCUCCGGCAAUGGUCAUAAGCUGUCCGGUGACAUCUCUCUUUGGAUCGACCAGCAGCAGAUCAAGAUGUUCAGCGGACUGGCAAUGGAAAUCUAUGCCAUCACCGAAGGCAGAGUGCUGUCUUACCUAUUGGAUCCGGAAUUCGAGAAUAAGGUGCCGAUCAUCCCGAGCGAGGUGUCAUACGUCAACUUCACGUGGAAGUCUGGAAUAAAAAAGUAUCAUUACAACUUUUACCAAUUGAAGUCGUACGACGAGACCAUCCUGAAGACUCCAUCCAUCACAAUCAAGACGCAAGGACGAGUGCCUAAGAAACCGAAAGAGUUCAGCGUUCUGCUGCCUUGCACUGGUAACAGUUCCGGCAUAGCGCAAUUUGGGAUCGGUCUGAUGAUCGAGACACGCAAGGGAAAGCCUUUAAACGGGACGCCUCUUGUGCUCAGCCUCAGGAAAGAAUGCACCGUACGCGAGGCUAAUUCUGGUCUGUGCCCGGACGGCUAUCUAGGCCCACCGGCUUGCAAGAAAGCGCUCUGUUAUCCGAACUGCAUGAACGGAGGCAAUUGUACGGCGCCAGGUAUAUGCUCGUGUCCGCCAGGAUAUCAAGGACCCUAUUGUGAAGGAGGUAUUUGUGAUCAAAAGUGUCUGAAUGGUGGGAAAUGCGUACAGAAGGAUAUCUGCGAGUGUCCCAAGGGUUAUUUCGGCACGCGCUGUGAAUUUUCCAAAUGCUUCAUACCGUGCGUAAACGGCGGCAAGUGUAAGGGAAAUAACAUAUGCAGAUGCCCGUUGGGAUUCAAAGGAGAUCAUUGCGAGAUCGGUAGACGCUCGUCGCAGCGAUCCACGUGUACGGCGGCGUGCAGAAACGGAACCUGCCAGACGGACAAUACAUGCCUCUGCAAUAAAGGCUGGUACGGAAAGUUGUGCAGCAAAAGAAAGCCAUGGGCUUAGUAGCUGAUAACGAGUAUUCUCAACAUCAAUUUCCUCCACACCGAUUGAGAAAGGAUUUAUGAAGAUGUUGUUUAUAAAUUGCCAGAGGAACUAUGACAGAAAAUCACAUUUAUAAUAUGUGUACAGUAGACUGUAUUUAAAACGACGUAAAGGAAGGUUUAUAUUAAUAGUUAGUGAAGAAUCUCUCAUGAUAUUAGAAUGACAUAGAGCUUAUCGUAGGAUUCUGUUCUUUUAUUUAAUGUGACAAUAUGAAUGAGACAAACACGACAAAGAAACCCCAUAAAAAUUUGUCUCCCAACUAAUUUUUCAAGCAGUCACUGAAAUGUGACCAGCUAUUUACUACUAUUUAUAGUUAACUUACUCUGUUUCAGAUGUGAUAUGUAAAGCUGCUUUAUGUCAGUUUAUAACAUUAUUUUAUAUAUAUAUAUAUAUAUAUAUAUAUAUAUAUACAUAUAUACAUAUAUAUAUAUAUAUAUAUACACACUUAGUUAUUAAUACUUUUAUACUGUAGAUGUAACAAUUGCAAGAAGGAAAAAAGAAUGAAAAUAUAAGAUGAAAUGUAUUUUCUAACGGUCAGAGAGCAUAUGUUUCUAUGAUGUAACUGGAUUCCCUGUUUAAGAUGAUGACAAAACGAUAACAUCUCAUAAGGCUUCGCCUGAAUCUCAAUAAAAAUCAAUGCGAAUCAAUAAUGAUGAUUGAUUUUAAAUUUCAGAUUGAGUGUAAUCUUAUCGUCUUAAAUAUCAUUUUAAACAUGGUAAACUAUGGGAUAAAUUAAUGACUGCGUUCAGCAGAGAAUGGUGCUUUGCAACUGUUACAAAAUUCACGAAUCUGAUUGUAUGCUUUUAAUGUUGACUGAAUCUAAAAGCAAAUAUCUGUCAGAUUCAUAAAUUUUAUAACAGUUACAAAGCAGCUUUCUCUGUUGAAUGCAGCCAAUAUUUCUUUUCUCCAGAUAUACAUCUUAGAAUGUAAACAAUUGAGUUUAGCUUUAUCCAGCUUAUUUUCAGUUUUACUAUAAAUUUGUGAAAAACAUUACCAUAAGGAACAAAUCUAUCACUUGUAGGAACCAUGUAUUUCGAAAGUGACGCGAGUGCAGCUUCGAAAAUUGAUUUUCAAUUACAUCCAAUUGAAAAAU